Callorhinchus milii (elephant shark) is the source of this 1815-nucleotide messenger RNA. RefSeq names its product eukaryotic translation initiation factor 3 subunit E-like. NCBI's taxonomy places the organism in Eukaryota, Metazoa, Chordata, Chondrichthyes, Chimaeriformes, Callorhinchidae. Gene Ontology annotation, molecular function: translation initiation factor activity. The transcript has 17 exons. Gene Ontology annotation, cellular component: eukaryotic translation initiation factor 3 complex; cytoplasm; nucleus. Gene Ontology annotation, biological process: translational initiation. The record is from RefSeq and is a predicted model, not a curated record. The annotation marks the transcript as partial.
AUGGCGGAGUUCGACUUAACCACGAACAUCGGGCGCUGCCUGGACAGGCAUCUCGUCUUCCCGCUGCUCGAAUUUCUGUCCGUCAAAGAGAUUUAUGAUGAGAAGGAGCUGCUGCAAGGGAAGCUGGAUCUGCUCAGCAACACGAACAUGGUGGAUUUUGCCAUGGACGUAAAUAAGAACCUGUACCCCAACCAAGACAUCCCACAGACUCUCAAGGAGAAGCGAGCACAGGUUGUAUCUCAACUGAAGCAGCUUCAAGCGGAGACGGAGCCCAUAGUGAAGAUGUUCGAAGACGCGGAAGUCCAGAGGCAGAUCCAGAACGCACGGGAUGGACGGCAGCUCUUCGAUUACCUGGCUGAGAACCACGGGUUCCGCGCAGAGUACCUGGACACGCUCUACAAGUACGCCAAGUUCCAGUACGAAUGCGGGAACUACUCGGGAGCAGCGGAGUACCUCUACUUCCACCGUGUGCUGGUCCCUGCCAACGACCGCAAUGCUCUGAACUCGCUGUGGGGAAAGCUGGCGUCCGAGAUCCUGAUGCAGAACUGGGAGGCGGCCAUGGAGGACCUGUCCCGGCUCAAGGACACCAUCGACAACAACUCGGUCAGCUCUCCGCUGCAGGCGCUGCAGCAGCGCACGUGGCUCAUCCACUGGUCCCUUUUCGUGUUCUUCAACCACACAAAGGGGCGUGACAACAUCAUCGACCUCUUCCUCUACCAGCCACAACGCCCUCGGCGACGCUCCAGAAGUUCCGUGGUGAAUGCCGGUGGCGUCUCCGGCAGGGUGCCGAACACAUGCUCAUGUUUGGCUUCAACCUUCUCCACGGGAGGAAGGAAUGUUCGGCACUAUCGGUCACACUUAAUCGAUAACGAGUACAAGGAUGAUGAAUCGCAUUACGAAAGAGCCAAUAGAAGCCUUGGCAGCAGCCUAUGUCUGGGACACCUGAUGCCCCUGCUGAUUUCAGAUCCGGGCGAAGAAUACGCAAAGGUGCACCGUCUAGGUCCUCCAGCCGCUACAACCCCCGACAACAGGGGGCGGACAGGACGCUCGUGCGCAGCAACCACCCAAUGGAAUAAAGGGUCAACCUACCGACGGUCCCUCGAAGAGUUAGGGAUAUUGAAAGAAACGACUUAUAAUGGGAAAAAGAACGGACAGAUCCCUAAUAGAGAUUCGGGCUCGAUAUCUGCAGGAGGACGACAGGGGGACUCCGGCUUGGACCCGAAAAACUUUGCUCGCAUGCUCGCGGACAAGCUGAACAUGUCCCCGGAGGAGGCGGAGCGUUGGAUCGUGAAUCUGAUCCGGAACGCCCGGCUCGAUGCCAAGAUCGACUCGAAGCUGGGCCACGUGGUGAUGGGCAACAACGCAGUGUCGCCGUACCAGCAGGUCAUCGAGAAAACGAAGAACCUCUCCUUCCGCAGCCAAAUGAUGGCCGUCAACAUCGAGAAGAAAAUGUCUCAGAACAACCGCGUGGAGCCACGUUUGUCUCACGAGUGUUCACAAACCGCGCUGGCCAAGGCGGCCCUCUGGUACCUUUUGCCACUAAAGUGCAUCGUGGCUGAGAAUGGAGCCUUUGUUGCCAGAGUUGUGUCGUGCAAACAGCUUUACCACCUCUCUUGUUUCACCAACAGUUGGGGCCGGCACUGCACGCCGAGCGUGGUGCCAUCCAUCGCUGUCAGCGCUCACCGAGCCCCGCUUAAGGCCGCAUCAUCGGGCAAUUCGCCAGAAUGGACCUGCCCUAUCCUGGACACCUCGCAGGCCAGCAGCAGCAGCAGCAGCACAGGAGAGAUGUGUAUUAUGGUGUGCAAGAAGUUCAAC